Molecule: messenger RNA, 571 nt
Organism: Aspergillus novofumigatus IBT 16806
Lineage: Eukaryota; Fungi; Ascomycota; Eurotiomycetes; Eurotiales; Aspergillaceae
Gene: htz1
Product: histone H2AZ
Exons: 3
Coding region: 102-518 (138 amino acids)
Cellular component (GO): nucleosome
Molecular function (GO): DNA binding; protein heterodimerization activity; structural constituent of chromatin
Source: RefSeq, a predicted model, not a curated record
UUUGAACCAUCACAACGUCCACACCCGUUGCCCAAAUCAUCUGAAUCUUGAUCAACGCGUCACUCUCAUCUCUGCGACCCCGAAUCUUGACAGUUUUCAACAUGCCCGGUGGAAAGGGAAAGUCUGUUGGCGGAAAGGCUGGUGCAAAGGAUGCUGCGGGGAAAACCCAGAAGUCUCACAGCGCAAAGGCGGGUUUGCAGUUUCCCUGUGGUCGUGUCAAGCGUUUCUUGAAGAACAACACGCAAAAUAAGAUGCGAGUUGGCGCUAAAGCUGCGGUCUAUGUCACCGCUGUUCUGGAAUACCUGACUGCGGAAGUCCUCGAACUUGCCGGUAACGCCGCCAAGGAUCUGAAAGUCAAGCGUAUCACGCCCCGCCACCUGCAGCUCGCCAUUCGUGGUGACGAGGAGCUGGAUACUUUGAUUCGCGCCACCAUCGCUUUCGGUGGUGUCCUCCCACGUAUCAACCGUGCGCUGUUGCUCAAGGUCGAGCAGAAGAAGAAGAACAAGUCCGAGGCUUAAAAAACGAACAAAACGGCAAAUACCCCACGAAUACGGCGUUUGAUCUUGAUGAU